Molecule: messenger RNA, 1276 nt
Organism: Aphidius gifuensis
Lineage: Eukaryota; Metazoa; Arthropoda; Insecta; Hymenoptera; Braconidae
Gene: Fancl
Product: E3 ubiquitin-protein ligase FANCL
Exons: 5
Coding region: 1-1158 (385 amino acids)
Biological process (GO): interstrand cross-link repair; protein monoubiquitination
Cellular component (GO): nucleus; Fanconi anaemia nuclear complex
Molecular function (GO): ubiquitin protein ligase activity
Source: RefSeq, a predicted model, not a curated record
AUGGAUGAAUACAGUGAAAUAAUUAAAGAACAUCCUUAUUUAAUUUUAAUAAAUGAUAAUCCAGUAUCAUGGCAUGGUUUUUUGUUGAUAAACAACAACAAAUUAAAAAUGGAAAUUAAAUUAAUUGUUCCAAAUUAUCCUUCAAUGAAAAAUUCAAUUUUAAGAUUUGGAAAAAAUAUUUAUCACAUGCAUAAUACUGAUUUUUCAACAAAAUCAAUGGAACUGCUACACUCAGCAAUUUCAGUACCAACAUUUUUAAGACAGCUACAAAGACUCAUGGAUACGUGCAUAAAGAAAAAAAAAGAUUAUUUAAACAAUAAUCUUCAAGUAUUUAAUGAUAAUCUUCUAGAUGAGUUGACUGGUGUUUUAAAAGAUUCUGAUGUUGCUGUAUUAGGAAAUAAUGAUUUAACUGCCAUAAAAUUGACCUACAAAAAUAUAUCAAUUGUUCUUGAACAAACAUCAUUGAUACAUAAUCCUUGGACAGUUGUUUCAUCAGAUCUUCCAACAUUUUCAGUCUGGCCAUCACUUGAUAAAUGUGUUCCAAGUCUUGUUGAAGCUGCUAAAACUUUGAAAGCAAGAACAGAUAUUUUACAAGAUGUUUGGGAUGAUUUAAAAUUCAUUGAUGAAUACUGUUGGGUUAUUGAUCCAAUAAAUCCAAAACCAAGUCACAUGCAUAGAAGAAUUAAUAUAAAUUCAUCUUUGUCACUUUUGUUGACAAUGAAUCCAUUUGAUUCAACUGCAAUUCAAGAUAUGAAGCUACUUGGUACUGAUAGUGAAGUUAAAAAAUAUAAAGACAUCAUGACUGAAAAUACAGACAAGUGGGAUGAUGAUUUAACAAUCAUUGAAAAUUUACAAACUUUAUUAAAUAUUGAUGAAUUACCAAAACCUCCAAUUGAUAGAGGACAACAUGAUAAUGUUCUCAUUGGUGAAAAUGAUUGUUGCAUUUGUUUUUGCCUUGAGCUUGAUGAUGGUGAAAUACCAGAAGUCAUUUGCAACAAUUCAAAGUGUCACAAAAAUUUUCAUGCUGCUUGUUUGUACAAGUGGCUUGAAAUGGGGGCUCGUAAUCAUGUUGCUUUUGAUGUUUUGUAUGGUAAAUGUCCAGCUUGCAAAGAAGCCAUAUCAUGUCCAAUCGUUAAAAACAAAAAAAAUAAUAAUUAAAUAUAAAACACAAAGUUAAUAUUUUUAUUUUAAUGUUAUUUAAAAACGUGAUAAUUAUCAUAGCCAAACUUAUUUAUAAAUAUUUCCAUGGAAUUAUUAAAAUCUUUGUUACCACAAA